Molecule: messenger RNA, 4274 nt
Organism: Physella acuta
Lineage: Eukaryota; Metazoa; Mollusca; Gastropoda; Physidae
Product: WASH complex subunit 5
Biological process (GO): actin filament polymerization; regulation of actin nucleation; endosome fission
Cellular component (GO): WASH complex; endosome
Source: RefSeq, a predicted model, not a curated record
GCAGAGAAGGGAAUGUUACUCGUUGAUCAUGUGAACACAAUGUUUAUUUUUAUAUUUUAAAUGUAAAGUUCUCGAGGAAGUUGACUACACUGUGACUACAAGGAUCGCUAACAAAAUAAUUUACUAAUUUUAAUCAAAAAUAUGUUUGGUGAUUAGAAUUCUAACAUAAGCAGUCUAAGACAUUCCACAGCAAUGGCAGACUUCUUGGCAGAAAAUAACCAAUGUGGACAAAAUAUUUUACGUCUGGUUUCUCGCGGGAAUGCAAUCAUCGCAGAACUGUUGAGGCUUGCAGAUUUUGUUCCUCCUGUUUUCCGUUUAGAAAAUCAGGCAGACAAAUUCCGAUAUGGGGAAAUUAUAGCAGACUUCAGCUAUUUCAACAGUACUGAGCUAUUUGACAGUAGAAUUGAAUCAAAAGUUGAGCUUCAAGAUUUAGAUGAAGAGUUUAGAGAGAAUAAUAUAGAAAUUCUUACACGUUUCUACCAGGCAUUUUCUAGUGUCCAUAAAUAUGUAACAGAUCUCAACAGAUUUUUAGAGGACUUGGAAGAAGGAGUCUACAUACAGCAGACAAUGGAAUCUGUUCUUUUAAAUGAGGAUGGAAAACAGCUAAUGUGUGAAGCCUUGUUUCUCUACGGAGUUAUGUUGCUUGUUAUAGACACCAGAAUUGAUGGUGUGAUUCGAGAGAGAAUUCUAGUUUCUUAUUACAGAUAUAGUGCCCAGAAAGCUGCAGCUGGAGACUCCAACAUUGAUGACGUUUGUAAACUGCUCAGGAGCUCAGGUUUCUCAAACACACCUGGAGCCAAAAGGCCACAAAACUACCCAGAGUCCUUUUUUAACCGGGUCCCUAUCAACAAGGAGUACAUAGACAUGGUGAUUGGCCGGCUGAGGUCAGAUGACAUCUACAACCAGAUUGCAGCCUAUCCCCAGCCAGAGCACCGCAGCACGGCCCUGGCCACCCAGGCCAGCAUGCUGUAUGUCAUCCUGUACUUCCAGCCGGACAUUCUCCACACCCAGCAGGCCAAGAUGAGAGAAAUUGUCGACAAACAUUUCCCUGACAACUGGGUUGUCAGUGUGUACAUGGGGAUGACCGUGAACUUACUUGAUGCCUGGUACCCCUACAAAGCUGCCAUGACUGCACUUAACAAUACUUUAUCAGUGACCAACAUCAGAGAACAGUCAGUUAAGUAUGCCCAGAAGGUGGAGCGCCUACAGCCUGUGCUGUCCAAGUACCUGAAGGAAGGUGUUCUGAAAGAAGAGUUUGUGUUGGAUUCUAUCCAGAAGCUCAUGAAUGUGUUGAGGGAGGGAAAUGUUACUCUGCGCUGGCUCAUGCUCCAUUCUGCUGCUCUUUCUCCAAGUUUUAACCAACCAGGUGCUGAACUGAACAAAAGAAUCAAACAAAUCAGGGACCAAGUUUUAUCAGAUUGUAAAUUCAACGCCCUCACAGUUUUUGAACUUCUUCUAAAUAUAGCACAGUUUGAGUUCAGACUAAAGGAACUGUUUAAACAAAUGUUGGCUGAAAAGGAAGUCAAGUGGGAACAGUACAAGAAGGAGGGGGCAGAGAGGAUGCAGGAGUUGAGUGAGGUGUAUUCUGGGACAAAACCACUCACCAGAGUAGAGAAAAAUGAUAAUCUACAAGCGUGGUUUGCUGAGAUGAGCAAACAAAUAAAUUCUUUAGGCUAUGAUGAUUCUACAUCUGCAGGACGUAAAAUAGUUCAACUUAUUCAAGCCUUAGAGGAGGUGCAAGAGUUCCACCAGUUAGAAAGUAAUCUUCAAGUCCGACAGUUUUUAGCAGACACUAGGAAGUACCUCCAUCAAAUGAUACGUACAAUUAAUAUAAAGGAGGAAGUUUUGAUAACAAUUCAUAUUGUUGCAGACCUUUCAUAUGCUUGGAAUAUCAUGGAUAGCUACACAAUUUACAUGCAGCAAGGUAUUAAAAAAGACCCAACUCUUGUAAUCAAGCUGAGAGCAACAUUUCUUAAAAUGGCAUCUGCCCUUGACCUUCCUCUGUUGAGAAUCAAUCAAGCCAACAGCCAAGAUCUCAUGAGCGUGUCGCAAUAUUACUCGGGGGAGCUGGUUGCCUAUGUUCGGAAAGUUCUUCAGAUCAUACCCCAAACCAUGUUUAGUCUACUGGCAAAAAUCAUUCAGCUACUGACCACAUCCAUCAAAGAAGUCCCAACCAGGCUUGAGAAAGACAAAAUGAAGGAAUAUGCUCAGUUAGAUGAAAGAUAUGAGGUGGCCAAGCUGACUCAUGCUAUAUCUGUGUUUACUGAGGGAAUCUUGAUGAUGAAAACAACACUUGUUGGUAUAAUAAAAAUUGACCCUAAACAACUGCUAGAGGAUGGCAUCAGGAAGGAAUUAGUACAACAGGUGUCACAAGCUCUCCACACUGGGAUCAUGUUCAACACUAGGGCAAAGGUCAGUGAACUGCUACCCAAGCUUCACACACUUGGGGACCAGAUGGAUGGCUUUAGGAGGUCGUUUGAGUACAUUCAAGAUUAUGUCAACAUCUACGGCCUGAAAAUUUGGCAAGAGGAAGUUUCCAGAAUAAUCAACUACAAUGUGGAGCAAGAGUGCAACAGCUUUCUCAGGACUAAGGUGCAAGAUUGGGAAAGUGUGUAUCAGUCAACAGCCAUUCCAAUCCCACGAUUCCCUCAAGUAGACGAAAGUGUCAACUUCAUUGGUAGACUGGCCAGGGAAAUUUUACGCAUCACUGAUCCAAAAACCACAUUGUAUAUGGACCAGAUGAAGGCCUGGUACGACAUGAAGACUAAACAGGAAAUAACAAACAAGACUCUAUUUGAAAAGAUUCAUAGGGCAGUUGGAAGUUUUGGACUGUCCGGGCUAGACAGGCUGUUUUGUUUUAUGAUAGUCAAGGAGCUCCAGACCUUCCAGCUCUCUCUACAACGUUCAGUGCUGAAGGAUAAAAACUGGACAGAUUAUUUCAACCAGACUACACGGGCGCUUAACCCACUGCAGGGGAUUAUAGGCCAACCCCAAAAGUUUUAUCCAGCAGCCAUCUCUAAGACCAGCAAGCUUUUGGCUCCCUUCAUGGACAUUAUACUCAGGGUUGGACAAAUGCAGCUCCUCAGGCGCCAGAUUGCCUAUGAGCUAAAUACAUCUUGUAAAUUUGACUCAAAAUUCCUGGCAAGUUCCUUGCAGACAUUGAACAAUGCUUUGAUGGCCAACAUAGAAGAGCACUACCAGGACCCUAGCAAGCCCUACCCUAAGGAAGAGAACCCACUGUUGUAUGAGCUCUCUAGUUACCUGGAGGCCUCAGGUUUUCAUAACCCCCUGAGAAAGAUUUACAUUACUCCUCCGAGAUUGCCUUACUUCCCUUUGUUUACAUUUCUGAUGGCUAUAGCCCAUCUGGGCAAACUCACUUAUGCCAAAAAUAUUGAUUCCCUGACAUGUAAGAAACCAACUGACCCACUGGAUGCUCCCCCUUUUGUUGUUGGGUUGUACACCUUGCUCAAGCAGUCACACAGUGACAUCAUCAACAUAUUCCUUGGCUUUCUGGGUCAAUAUGUGCGCUCCGUGGUGGACGCCAUUAACAGUGUAAAAGAUCCAACAAUGUCACCAGAUGUGCUCAACGCUCUUGUGUUUCUGGAGGAUUUUAUUUUCUACAGUGGUCUGUCUAGGAAGCUUGUAGAAUCGUUUGUACCCAGCUACAUUUUUGAUGAAUUUAGAGGUCAGUUUGUUCAAGGGCAGUAAUUCCCGCUUGUCCUGAUUGGAGAGAGUAGCUGUUCUUUAUUGUAAGCAGACUUGAACAUAUUGUGAACAUAUAAAUAUAAAAUUAUCUUCCCAUGUACAGUUGUUAAGUUUCCUUAACAGAUCUAAUGAUUAGAUCUAAUGAUAAUGAAUUGUUUUUGCUGACCUAGAGAAUUUAAACAGAUAUUUCAACUUAUAAAGUAAAUAAGGAAGUGUUUUGAGAUUAAUUAAAAAUUCUUUUUUCCCCCAUUUUCAUCUGUAUUAUGAACAGCUUAGAAGAACAUAUGUAUUUCAAGCUAUGAAUUUUAUCCCAACUUUUCAAAUGCAACAUGUUAAUGCCAUGAAUGUUUAGAUUUUCAGGUGUUAAUUUUAAAGUGUUAAUGCAUAAUAUUUUUUUUUUACCUCUGCAUUUGUUCUAUAAUAUAAAUUUUAGUGUAUAAAUUAGGGAAAAUUUACCAUUUGUUUCAUUUUCCAUAUGAUAUACAAAACGUUGUUUUUCACAUUGUGAUAAGACUGUGAAUUAUUAUUUUAAAAUAUUUUCAUUUUAUUAUAAAAUAGAGGCUAAACUU